GGGGAGGCAGGAGGGCGAGGCGAGCGCGGUCGCCCACACUCACACGGCAGCCACCUCGGCCGCGGCAGGAACUGAAACCGAGAGCGGCCGGAGCUCGGCGUCCCGGGACGCACAGCCGCGCCGCCCGGCGCGCACCGGCGCCCCUCUGUGCGCGGAGCCCUUCCGAGUGCCGGUAACUCAGGAGGGCUGUGGGGGCCGCGGCGGCUGCGGGGCAAGCACCCAACCCUCCAGAUCUGCCUAUCCUGCAAGGUACUCAACCCUUGGCAGCAAUGACUGACCUCCGGACCACACCUUCUCCUGGAGAACUGACCACCCCACUUCUGCAGGCCACUGAGGCCUUGUCCCCAGAAGCUGAAGAAGCCAGCACAGCACUUAUUGCAGUUGUUAUCACCGUGGUCUUCCUCACCCUGCUCUCGGUCGUGAUCUUGAUCUUCUUUUACCUGUACAAGAACAAAGGCAGCUACGUCACCUACGAACCUGCAGAAGGCGAGCCCAGCACCAUCCUCCAGAUGGAGAGUGACUCAGCCAAGGGCAGAGAGAAGGAGGAGUAUUUCAUCUAAUGAUUCUCAGGCCCCAAGGAGCUAAUUCCUGGCUCCAGUGCUAACACAUCAACUGUUUAAUUUAUUAGAGGAAAGUUUUAUCUGAAGCCAGUGAGUGACAUUGAUGUGGGCAAUUCCAAGCUUCUUCCAGGGCACAGGCCCAAAUGACAACAGAACUGAACUCCCAGUUCAUGACCAGGGACAUGAAAAAAGCUGCUUAUGUCUUUGACCAGACCAUGUAAUAGAGUUGGUGUUUGUGACUCGCCAAGGUGGGGCUAUGCUAGGGAACAUUUGGUAUGUGCCUCAACACAUUGAAGGAAGGAAAAGAAUGUCGCUGGUCAUACUCUGUUCCCUCACCUGGUCACCUAGUUAUAGCCCUAAUGGAAAUAUCCAUAGAAUUUCUUCCCAAUGGUUGGAUUCUGUAGGAAAAGGCCAGGUUAGGAGGGAUAGGAGACUCGGGAUCUUACCUCCUGAUGAAUGUGCUGCAUCCCUUAGUUUCAGCCCCCCUUUCCAUGUUCCCCAAUAACCUUAUACGUAUGCUAUUUUUAGCCAAAUUAAACUUUUUGAUAUAGAAAUCA
Molecule: messenger RNA, 1117 nt
Organism: Sciurus carolinensis (gray squirrel)
Lineage: Eukaryota; Metazoa; Chordata; Mammalia; Rodentia; Sciuridae
Gene: Smagp
Product: small cell adhesion glycoprotein
Exons: 4
Coding region: 270-560 (96 amino acids)
Source: RefSeq, a predicted model, not a curated record